Messenger RNA from Macrobrachium nipponense, 477 nucleotides. RefSeq lists its product as uncharacterized. Bases 1 to 477 code for a protein of 158 amino acids. The record is from RefSeq and is a predicted model, not a curated record. NCBI's taxonomy places the organism in Eukaryota, Metazoa, Arthropoda, Malacostraca, Decapoda, Palaemonidae. The transcript is spliced from 2 exons. Gene Ontology annotation, molecular function: nucleic acid binding.
AUGAAGUCGCCACCCCCUAGGUCAAGAAAGUCACCAGUAAUGGGAGCCUUAGAUAAUUUUGAUAAGGACUGCGUACGUCGGGAGAUAAUGGCUUUCUAUGAAAGAGAUGUGGUAAAGCAGCACAAGUACCUCCAGGAGUAUGAAAUUGACAAAAUCGCUAGAGAUGCUGGCCAUGAGGUACUCAGACUUCCUCCUUAUCACUAUGAGUUCAACCCGAUAGAAUGGAUUUGGGCACAAGUAAAAAAUGAGGUUAAGAAAUGUAAUUCAAAUCCCAAUCAGACUUUGACAAAUGUUGAACGUAUAACUAAACGUGCAAUAGACAGAGUAACAGCAGAGGACUGGAAGUCAUGUAUGCGUCAUGCAAGAGAAGUGGAGGAUAUUUAUAGGAAAAGGGAUAUUGCACGUGACCAUCUAACGGAGAAAUUGAUUAUAAACAUCACCAGUGACAGUGAGGAGUCGGAAAGCGAUGCUGAAUGA